Hypanus sabinus (Atlantic stingray) is the source of this 1694-nucleotide messenger RNA. RefSeq names its product serine/arginine-rich splicing factor 3. Lineage: Eukaryota; Metazoa; Chordata; Chondrichthyes; Myliobatiformes; Dasyatidae. The record is from RefSeq and is a predicted model, not a curated record. The coding region runs from base 124 to 621 and encodes 165 amino acids. Gene Ontology annotation, molecular function: RNA binding. Gene Ontology annotation, biological process: mRNA splicing, via spliceosome. The transcript is spliced from 6 exons. Gene Ontology annotation, cellular component: nuclear speck.
CUACACCUAUUUUCAUCGGCGGCGGCGCCAAGGUCCGCCAUUUUGUUGGUGAGCGGUCGGUCGGCCAGCGUCGGGAGCGGGAACGGUAGCACCAGGCAGGCAAACGGGCCGGGAGUAGCAGCCAUGAAUCAUGGUUCGUGUCCUUUAGACUGCAAGGUGUAUGUUGGGAAUCUGGGAAAUAAUGGGAACAAGACUGAACUGGAGCGAUCGUUUGGAUAUUAUGGCCCUCUCCGGAGUGUGUGGGUUGCCCGAAAUCCACCAGGCUUCGCUUUUGUUGAGUUUGAAGAUCCACGCGAUGCUUCUGAUGCUGUCAGGGAGCUAGAUGGAAGGAAUCUUUGUGGCUGUCGUGUUCGUGUAGAACUCUCCAAUGGCGAGAGACGCAUUCGUAAUCGUGGCCCGCCUCCAGCCUGGGCCCGGCGUUCCCGCGAGGAUUAUCGCCGUAGGAGCCCCCCAGUCCGUCGCAGAUCACCGCCUCGCCGGAGGAGCUUUAGCAGAAGCCGCAGCAGGUCCCUCUCAAGGGAUCGCAGGAGAGAGAGAUCCCUGUCCAGGGAGAGGAACCAUAAGCAAUCUCGCUCAUUCUCCAGGUCUCGCAGCCGCUCCAGGUCAACUGAUAGGAAAUGAAUCUGAAGCAUAGUGGCCUUUGAAGAUCGUGUACAGACUGUUGGAGUUGUUAAGAAUGUGAUUGCAUUUGUUUAUUAGACUCUUCAGACAUGCAGUUAAGCAUUUUUUACCCUGUUUUAGCAGUUAGUUCAUCGUGUUUUCUUGUACUCCAUAAUGUAACCAGUGAUCAGAUUUUCAGAUGUAGAAAUUCAGUCAUGUGAGUUGCAAGCAGAGUUUGUUUUUUAUAUAAAGGCAGGAACUAAAUUGUGGGCAGAUGUUGAAUCCUUGUACAAGGGUUGGCUUGCUAGAACUGCUAAGCUUGUCCAUCUUCAGUUGAUGAGAAUUUCACCCCUGCCCCAUCUUCCCACAAGCAAGUCUGACCAGCCGUAGUUUUUGUUCAUUUCUUGUUUAUUGUCCAAGCUUGAGGGCUUUCUAACAUAACACGUCAGCACUCCUGUGCCGUGCAAUCUGAGGGUUGGGUGCUGUAAUUAUUUUUUUGUACGUACUCUUUGUGUUUCCUAAAAUACCUGCAAGAUGUUAAAACUGUAGUAUAACUGUUUGUAAAUCCUGCACCUGUUAGUUUGUAGUAGAUUUCAUUAGUGUAGUGACUCGGGGGCAUUAUUUGGAGGUGGAUAAUUAUAGAAUGGGUGACCGGAAGAUUUUGCAAUAUUCCAGUAUUUGGGGAAAUGUUCCUUUAAGUUCAACAGAAAAUCAGAACAUUAAAGAGUUAGCAGGUUUUUAAAGGGAUUUGUGGUGUGGUAAACCUAGAAAGUGAUAUUUCUAUCAGUUUUCCCUGCAUAAAUUUCACAGAAUUGGCUACAGUGUUGGGGGAGAAGUGUUUUGUAUUUGUGGUACAGUUAAUUCCUAAUCUGAAAACUGCUGUUUAUUAUGUUGGAAAUGCUGGUGCUUAAUCUUUCCCUUGAUAGCGACUGCGUUGUAAAUACCUGCGCUGCCCUGCUGUGUAUUUUGCCCACUGGAGAUAUGAGAAAUUGGAGCAAUACAUUUCCUCCUUCAUGAUCUGAAUCCUGUUGUGACAUGCGCCAUUUGUUUGCUGUUUUGUGACUUUCUUGGAAAUAAACUUUGGUUACACAUUU